Molecule: messenger RNA, 2946 nt
Organism: Chaetura pelagica (chimney swift)
Lineage: Eukaryota; Metazoa; Chordata; Aves; Apodiformes; Apodidae
Gene: ZC3H4
Product: zinc finger CCCH-type containing 4
Exons: 9
Coding region: 16-2946 (976 amino acids)
Biological process (GO): negative regulation of DNA-templated transcription
Cellular component (GO): nucleus
Molecular function (GO): metal ion binding; RNA binding
Source: RefSeq, a predicted model, not a curated record
GAUAACGAGGAGCCCAUGUGCGACGACGACUACGACGACUACUCCAAGGAGCUGAACCAGUACCGGAGGAGCAAGGAGAACCGCGGGCGGGGCUUGAACCGAGGACGUGGCCGUGGCCCCAGAGGAAGAGGGAAUAAAGGGAUGGGCCGAGGCCGCGGAAGAGGCGGGAACAGGAGCGGGAUGGGGAAGGGCGGGAUGAACGAUGACGACGACUACUACGACGAGGACAUGGGGGAUGGAGGAGGUGGUGGGAAUUACCGGCGCAACGACCACGACAAACCCCACCAGCAGUCGGAUAAGAAAGGGAAAGUGAUCUGCAAAUAUUUUGUGGAAGGCAGAUGUACCUGGGGGGAUCACUGCAACUUCAGCCACGACAUCGAACUCCCAAAGAAGCGGGAACUCUGCAAGUUCUACAUCACUGGCUACUGCGCCCGGGCAGAAAACUGCCCCUACAUGCACGGGGAUUUCCCUUGCAAGCUGUUCCACACCACAGGCAACUGCAUCAACGGGGAUGACUGCAUGUUCUCCCACGAUCCACUCACUGAGGAGACCCGGGAGCUUCUGGAUAAGAUGCUGGCGGACGACGCGGAAGCGGGUGCAGAGGAUGAGAAAGAAGUGGAAGAGCUGAAGAAACAAGGAAUCAACCCUCUUCCCAAACCACCUCCCGGCGUGGGUUUGCUUCCCACACCUCCUCGUCCUCCUGGUCCACCAGCUCCAAACUCUCCCAAUGGAAGACCCAUUCCUGGAGGUCCUCCUCCACCUCCUCCUCCUCCUCUCCCACCCCCGGGGCCACAGAUGCCACCACCCAUGCACGAGCCACUGUCCCCUCAGCAGCAGGACAUGUACAAAAAAAUCCCCUCCCUCUUCGAGAUCGUCGUCCGACCCACGGGACAACUGGCAGAAAAGUUGGGAGUCAGAUUUCCUGGGCCUGGAGGACCCCCAGGUCCAAUGCCAGGCCCCAUGCACCCCGACAUGCACCCUGACAUGCACCCCGACAUGCACCCGGAUAUGCACCCUGACAUGCACCCCGACAUGCACCCCGACAUGCACCCCGACAUGCACCCCGACAUGCACCCCGACAUGCACCCCGACAUGCCGAUGGGACCAGGAAUGAAUCCUGGUCCUCCAAUGGGUCCUGGACCUCCCAUGAUGCCCUACGGUCCGGAUGAUUCCCCCCAUUCCGGCAUGAUCCCGCCCGGCCCUCCGCCUCAAGGCUUUUAUGACAACUUCUACCAGCAGCAGGAAGGUCUGGACAUGGAUCAUGGAAUGAUGGGAGAUCCAGACGACUACAGAGAUUAUGAGGACAUGGAAGGUCCUCCUGGAGAGCACAUGUUCCCUGAUCCUUCCCUGGAUCCUGAGGCCUUGUGUGAAGGUCCUCCUGGUUUGCCAAAGGCUCCGGGCAACAUUCCCGAUUUCCUGCCCUCGGCACAACGGGCCCUUUACCUGAGGAUCCAGCAGAAGCAGCAGGAGGAGGAGGAAAGAGCCCGGAGAUUGGCCGAGAACAACAAGCAGGAACGGGAACAUGAGGAAGGGGACCCCGGGAACUGGUAUUCCAGCGACGAGGACGACGGCGGAAGCAGCGUCUCUUCCAUCUUGAAAACCCUCCGCCAACAAAGCUCCUCCCGCCAUUCCCAACCAUCCCAUGGAGACCUCGGAUCAUCCUCCGGGAUCGCCGACCCCAGGCUCCAAAAAUCCCAAGGGAUGGGGGGGAACUCCCGUCCCGCUGAUCCGCGCUUACGGGAUCCCAGACUUUCCCGGAACGCCGAAAUUCCCGCCGAUUCCGGCCCCACCGAUCCCAGAUUAGCGCGACACAUUCCUGCCUCUCUUCCCAAACCAGAAAUUCCUCAUUCCAGCCUCGGGGGGGCACCCAAACCCUCCCUGCUUCCCGAGGAGGAGGAAGGGGAAAGAGCUUUAAGGGAUAAACCCAUCAACAUCCCUUUGGAUGCUCUCCCAGGUCAUUCCCUGCGGGAUCCUCGUUCCCAGCUCCAGCAGUUCAGUCAUAUCAAGAAGGACGUUGUCCUCAACAAGCCCAACUUUUCCCGGAUGAUCCUUUGGAGCCCAGAGGAUCUCAUUCCAGUUCCAAUCCCAAAACAGGAGUUUGUUCCCGUUCCAGCUGCCCUCCAGUCCAUGCCCACCCUCGAUCCACGGCUCAACAGGCCUCAAACGGCUCUUUCCGAUCCCCGGCAAAGGGGGGGAACGACCCCAGGUGAUCCCAGCUCCUCUUCCACUUCCAGUAUCCCAGAUUUCGAGCUCUUAUCCCGGAUUUUAAAGACUGUCAACGCCGCUGGUCCCUCCUCUUCCACCCCCAGCGACAAACCCAGCGACCCCCGGAUGCGGAAAGUUCCCGUCGAUCCCAGAUUACAAAAACCCACAGAGGCAGGAAUUUCCAGAGCUCCUGAUCCCGGAUCCGGGGGCGAUUCCGCUCCCGCCAUCGCUCCCUACGACCCCCGGCUCUUGGCAUCCGGAGGUUUGAGCAAGGGGAGCGGCCAGAGCAGCGUCCUCAGCGCCAUCAGUUUAUAUGAUCCCAGGACUCCUGGUGGAGGAACCAAACCUCUGGAAUCACCCAACGAAUCCAGCAAACCCUCCGAUUCCGGGAAAACCACCGGAAAACCCAAGGAACCUCUUUUUGUUCGUCGUUCCGCUUUGGAACAACCCGAAUCCGAGAAACCCAACGUCGAAUCCACCACGGACAGAUACAACAGCUACAAUAGACCACGACCCAAAUCAUCAUCUGCUGGAACUUCCCAAGAAUCCAACCCUCAACCUGGUGUCCAUAACCUGCCGGUACCACCCGUUUAUGGGAUGGUCAAACAAAGUUCCAAGUCGGGAUCGGGAAGUCCCUUCGCCGGGAACAGCCCGGCCCGGGAUGGCGACCAACAAGAUUCCGCGUCGCUCAAGGACGUUUUCAAGGGAUUCGAUCCCACUGCUUCUCCUUUCUGCCAGUAG